AUGAGAUCCCAGAGGCCAAUCGAAAUAGACGGCAGGACAGGAGAAGGCGGUGGGCAACUGGUCAGAAUAGCCGCUGCUCUUGCCGCAGUCACAUCACAGCCAAUUCUCAUCACGCGCGUACGAGGUAAUCGGGCUGGACAUCGAGGAGGCGGCCUCAAGGCACAGCAUGUGUCUUCCCUGCGAUGGCUCGCCAAGGCCACGGGUGCUGAGGUAGCAGGAUUGUCAGUUGGAAGCCACACACUGGAAUUCUGCCCCUCCGCACCUCCAACGGCGCUGAAGGAGAGGAACAUUCAGAUCGCUUCAGAAUCGAGCGCUCCGUCGACUCUCUUGAUUUUUCAAGCCGUGCUCCCGUAUUUGCUGUUUGCCAGCAAUGAUGCCGGCGAGCCGAUCGAGCUAGAGAUACACGGCGGGACUAACGUUUCUUUCUCAUUGUCGUACGAAUAUCUAGACCAGGUGCUCUUGCCGACCUUGAAAGACAAGUUUGGCAUUACAGUUGAAAGACAACUGAGGAAACGAGGAUGGAGUUCGGGACCCCAGCAAAGGGGCUGUGUCUGGUUCGAGAUCCAUCCCAUUCCACGAGGCCAAUCGCUCAAACUCAAGGAGCCGUGGGACAAGCCCACCACGGCGGCCGACUUACAACGAAAGCACAUCGACGUGAGCAUAGUAGCUCCCCACAGUAUGCACGAACCCCUCCAAACUUCCCUGGCCCAGGACCUCAACGUUCUAUUCCCUGACAUCGAUAUCCAAUUCGUCGUCGUCGAGGACAGCGGCCACGAUGCCCGCAUGUAUGUUUUUUUAGUCGCCCACUCGAGGACUGGUCUCCGCUGGGGACGGGAUUGGCUGUACAACGCGUCGCGCAGGCGCAAGACCGCUGCUGAGCUUGGCGCGGAGAUGUCGCGCAAGGUGGCUAAGGAUUUGUACGGGGAAAUUGCCGUGCGGGGCGUGGUGGAUGAGUACUUACAGGAUCAGUUGGUAGUGUUCCAGGUGUUGGCGGAGGGGAGGAGUAGUUUCCCUCGUGUUGAGGAGCCGGUGGAUGGGGAUGUGGGCGUGGUGGCUGAUGAUGGAGAUGGAGAUGAUUUGGCUAUUGGAAAGCUUCGGAUUGGGGGCAGGAGGAUGAAGAAAGAUAGAGCGGAUGAGCCCUUCGGUGAGGGUAGUAUGCAUACAACUACGGCGAGGUGGGUGGCGAGCGAGUUAUUGCCAGGGCUAAAGUGGUAUGAUAAGGGCUCGGUCUGUGAGGGUAUUGGGAUAUCCUUUGAAUGA
This is a messenger RNA of Pseudomassariella vexata, 1260 nucleotides long. RefSeq names its product RNA 3'-terminal phosphate cyclase-domain-containing protein. The record is from RefSeq and is a predicted model, not a curated record. Gene Ontology annotation, biological process: RNA processing. Gene Ontology annotation, molecular function: RNA-3'-phosphate cyclase activity. Lineage: Eukaryota; Fungi; Ascomycota; Sordariomycetes; Amphisphaeriales; Pseudomassariaceae. The transcript is spliced from 2 exons. Gene Ontology annotation, cellular component: nucleus. The coding region runs from base 1 to 1260 and encodes 419 amino acids.